Lingula anatina is the source of this 1044-nucleotide messenger RNA. Its product is annotated as coadhesin-like. Lineage: Eukaryota; Metazoa; Brachiopoda; Lingulata; Lingulida; Lingulidae. The record is from RefSeq and is a predicted model, not a curated record.
AUGGUUAAAAUCAACGACAGCACAGCCUCUGUAAGCAUAACCUGGACCCCGACCGCUGCACAGCUCGCCCAGGCCUUGGUUUGUUAUCAAGCCUUUGGUAGCAAUAGAUGCCCUGGACCAUUCCUAUGUGACAAACUUACAGAAGGGUCUCCUGUUGACGGCGGAUGGUGCACGUACAGCGAUUGGACUGAUUGCUCAGUGACGUGUGAAAACGGCACACAGACACGCUCUAGGGAGUGCACGUGUCCUGAACCCACCUACGGUGGCGCCACCUGUGUGGGUGCAGAAACCGAGACUCAGUCUUGUAGUGGUCCCCCUUGCCCAGUUGACGGCGGAUGGUGCACGUACAGCGAUUGGACUGAUUGCUCAGUGACUUGUGAAAAUGGUACAAAGACACACUCUAGGGAGUGCAAAUGUCCUGAACCCGCCUACGGUGGCGCCACCUGUGUGGGUGCAGAAACCGAGAAACAGUCUUGUAGUGGUCCCCCUUGCCCAGUUGACGGCGGCUGGUGCACGUACAGCGAUUGGACUGAUUGCUCAGUAACGUGUGGAAAUGGUGCAAACACACGCUCUAGGGAGUGCAAGUGUCCUGAACCCGCCUACGGUGGCGCCACCUGUGUGGGUGCAGAAACCGAGACUCAGUCUUGUAGUGGCCCCCCUUGCCCAGGUAACGACACCCCUCUCUCUUUCUCUCUCUCUCCGUACAGUGAUUGGAGUGAUUGCUCAGUAACGUGUGGAAAUAGUACACAGACGCGCUCUAGGGAGUGCAAAUGUCCUGAACCCGCUUACGGUGGCGCCACCUGUGUGGGUGCAGAAACCGAGACUCAGUAUUGUAGUGGCCCCCCUUGCUCAGUUGACGGCGGAUGGUGCACGUACAGUGAUUGGAGUGAUUGCUCAGUAACGUGUGGAAAUGGUACACAGACGCGCUCUAGGGAGUGCAAAUGUCCUGAACCCGCCUACGGUGGCGCCACCUGUGUGGGUGCAGAAACCGAGACUCAGUAUUGUAGUGGCCCCCCUUGCCCAGUUAUAUUGCAUUCCAGUUGA